AUUCUUGAACACAGAUUUUAGAGCAGCUCAGACAGGGCACCCAGUUAUCUGUUUCCAAUGCGCGAGACAACUGCCGAAAGCACUGAAAAUAUUCUCUUCAGAGUUUUUGUCUUUUUGAAUCGAUUAUUGUGAGAGUGAGCUCUUCACUGUGAACAUCGAAGUUGACAAUCAUCAUGGACAUACCGAUCCUACCAGCUUUGAGCAGAGAAGGUGAGAGUCCCAUUGACUACAAGGCCAUCAUGAAGAAGAAAGUUUGUGAUGAAAUCGAACAGUUCUUCACCAAGGCUGAACUGACCACCAUGUCCAAUUAUGAAAAGCUACGACUACGAAAUAUGAGGAAAAACUAUGAGAUGAUGGCUGAACUAGGUUUACCAGUCAUCAAACCUGAAUUUAUGCGAGGACCCAAGGGCAAGAAGAGGGUAAAGAAAGUCGUUGAGGAGUCGGACAGUGACGAGGAAUGGAUUCCAGCAUCACAGAGGAAGAGUAGCAGAACUGUCAAGCCAGUAGCUACAUUUAGGUAUCCAAUCAAAGAGGAGCAGAAAAAGAGAAAAGUGAAGCAGGUGAAGAAAGAACCAAGCGUCAAGAGAACAGCGAAACCAACAGCCACUGAGACUGUCAGCUGCCCCUACCCCCUCCGACAGAGACCUGACACAAACUACAUGAUGAUGGAAGGCCCUGAUGAUGACCAUUUUCUGUACUGUGAAGAAUGCAACAAGGAGUAUGAGGGUGACUGUCCUGUUCAUGGACCUCUACUCGUCGUCAUGGACUCCCAGGUAUCGUCACCAAGCAAGAAGGGUGAACGAGCUGAAAAGACACUGCCACCAGGUCUGGAGAUAAGAUCUUCCACAAUCCCUAAUGCAGGCCUGGGGGUGUUUGCCAUCGCUGACUUCCCCACACGCACAAGGUUUGGUCCGUACGAGGGAGACAACAUCAAAGAUGCUGAUGUGGCUCACAACUCUGGAUACUGCUGGCAGGUCUGUUUGGAUGGUCGAGGUUCUCACUUUGUGGAUGCUGCCAAUGUGGAGACUGCCAACUGGAUGAGGUUUGUCAACUGUGCGAGGACGGAGGAUGAACAGAAUGUUACAGCAUAUCAGUUCGAGGGAAGCAUAUACUACCGAUCAUACAAGCCUAUAUUACCAGGUGUCGAGCUGCUGGUGUGGUAUGGACAGGACUAUGCUAGAGACCUUGGAAUAAGAAGAGAGGUGAAAGUGCAUCAUUCGAAAAUUCCAGAUAUAUACCCUUGUGAUAGCUGUUAUUUGAGUUUCAACUCCGUUGGCUAUCUGUGGAAACACAUGAAGAACAAACACGAGGGUCGGGUCACUGAUCAGAUCUGUGCCAUGGCCAAGCUGCACAGAUACAGUGUCAGAGAUUUCACGUUCAAGUUGGGUUCUGGAUUCAUCUUUGUGCCACACUCGACCAUGGGAGAACAGAACCUGAAAAACAGACAAAAAUGUGUAAAACUGGAACCCGCAGUUGAUUCAAAGAUCCUACAAAAUGAUUGUUACAAUACAGAAGUUAAAAGAAAACAUUUUAGAUCAGAUCAAGUGAUUUCUUGUCACAAAUGUGGUAGGGCAUUUAGUCAUUCAGUGACUUUAGAGAGGCACACAUGUGUGAUAAGAGCAAGACCUUUCAAGUGUAGUGAGUGUGGGAAGGGGUUUACACGAGCAGGUGACCUGCAGAGACACAUGAGAUGUCACACUGGAGAGAAACCUUUCAAGUGUAGUGAGUGUGGGAAGGGGUUUACAGUAGCAGGUAACCUGCAGAAACACAUGCGAUGUCACACUGGAGAGAAACCUUUCAAGUGUAGUGAGUGUGGGAAGGGGUUUACAGUAGCAGGUAACCUGCAGAAACACAUGAGAUGUCACACUGGAGAGAAACCUUUCAAGUGUAGUGAGUGUGGGAAGGGGUUUACACAAGCAGGUAGCCUGCAGAAACACAUGAGAUGUCACACUGGAGAGAAACCUUUCAAGUGUAGUGAGUGUGGGAAGGGGUUUACACAAGCAGGUCACCUGCAGAGACACAUGAGAUGUCACACUGGAGAGAAACCUUUCAAGUGUAGUGAGUGUGGGAAGGGGUUUACAGUAGCAUGUAACCUGCAGAGACACAUGAGAUGUCACACUGGAGAGAAACCUUUCAAGUGUAGUGAGUGUGGGAAGGGGUUUACACGAGGGCAUUAUCUGAAGAAUCACAUACAAUGUCACAGUUGAUUUAAAUUCAUCAUGGGGUAGUGCAAUAUGGAAAUAAGCAUGGUAGAUUUUGUUUACUAGAUAAGUAUUUCUUGAUUGUGUUGAAAGGAAUUCUUUACAUUCUAAAACAAAUAAACUCUGGUCAUUGUUAGAUUUAUGAUUGUGUACAGUCUUUUAAAAAUAUACACCUUUUGUUAUAUGAUUGAAAUUGUUAGGCAGUUAUAAUGCUCAAUGAAAUAUGUAAAUAUAUUAUUUUAGAAAUAAAUGUAUAACACUCA
Haliotis rufescens (red abalone) is the source of this 2464-nucleotide messenger RNA. Its product is annotated as histone-lysine N-methyltransferase PRDM9-like. NCBI's taxonomy places the organism in Eukaryota, Metazoa, Mollusca, Gastropoda, Lepetellida, Haliotidae. Gene Ontology annotation, molecular function: protein binding; histone methyltransferase activity; DNA-binding transcription repressor activity, RNA polymerase II-specific. Gene Ontology annotation, biological process: regulation of DNA-templated transcription; cellular developmental process. The record is from RefSeq and is a predicted model, not a curated record. Gene Ontology annotation, cellular component: nucleus. Bases 174 to 2207 code for a protein of 677 amino acids. The transcript has 11 exons.